CCGCCCCCCUGCGCGUUGUGUGCCUCACAUGACUUGAAGGCUGCAUUUGACGGAAACAUGCCCGCUGCUGCCUCCAAAGCCGUCGUCCUGCUGGUGGUCUUGUCCUCCUGCUGGGGUCGGCAGGCUGACUACUCCCACGACGGCUUCGAGGAAGUCGCCCAACAGACCUCCAUGUUCGGCUCGCUGUGGCCGCUGCCGCAGAAGGUGCAGAUCUCGUCGGUGUCUUUAAAGUUGGCCAGGGACACUUUCCAAAUCUUUGAUGCCAAACUGUCGUCGGCGGGGCCGAGCUGUAACCUCCUACAGAAUGCGUACAGGAGGUAUUACGAGUACAUUUUCAACGGCGUUAAAAAGACGUGGCCGAGCAAAGACGGGUGGACGGACCCUGCCGGUCUGCUGGGCCUGCAGGUGUUGAUCACAGACCCGGAGCCAGGCUGUGAACAGUACCCCAGCGUGACAGCAGACGAGUCCUAUGAACUGCUGGUGGAUCAACCCUUUGCUCUCCUUAAGGCACCCAAAGUUUGGGGAGCACUCCAUGGCCUGGAAACGUUCAGCCAGUUGGUGUAUGAAGAUGAAUUUAGUGCAAAAAGUGUCAAUUUAACAUCCAUCAGAGACUUCCCCAGAUUUGCGCAUCGAGGCGUCCUGCUGGACACCUCUCGACACUUUCUACCCAUCAAGGUCAUUUUGGCCAACCUGGAAACGAUGGCAAUGAACAAGUUUAAUGUCUUCCACUGGCACAUCGUCGAUGAUCCAUCCUUCCCGUACCUGAGCCGAACAUUCCCGCAGCUCAGCCAGCAGGGAGCAUACCACCCGUACACUCACGUGUACACACAGUCCGACGUGAAGAUGGUCAUCGAGUAUGCUCGUCUCCGAGGCAUCCGGGUCAUCCCAGAGUUCGACACGCCAGGUCACACGCAGUCCUGGGGCAAAGGGCAGUCGGACCUGCUGACGCCCUGUUUCGCUGGGUCCAAACCCUCCGGCACCUUUGGCCCGGUUAACCCCAUCCUCAACACCACCUACAACUUCAUGAGUCAGCUCUUCCAGGAGAUCAGCGCCCUCUUCCCCGAUGCUUACGUUCACCUGGGAGGCGACGAGGUGGACUUCACCUGCUGGAAGUCCAACCCUGACAUCAAGACGUUCAUGGAGCAGGAAGGCUUCGGUCAAGACUACAGCAAGCUGGAGUCCUUUUACAUCCAAAGACUUUUGGACAUUGUGGCCUCCACCAAGAAGGGCUACAUGAUCUGGCAGGAGGUCUUUGACAAUGGCGUUAAGCUGAAGGCAGACACAAUCAUCCACGUGUGGAAAGGGACCCGGCAGCAAUACCAGAAUGAGACGGCAAAAGUCACGUCUUCAGGGUACCAGACCCUGCUCUCCACCCCCUGGUACCUGAACCGUAUCGCCUACGGCCAGGACUGGCAGGGCGCUUACAAGGUUGACCCUCAGGACUUCCAGGGAACUGAUGAACAGAAGAAGCUUGUGAUUGGUGGAGAAGCCUGCUUGUGGGGGGAGUACGUGGACGCCACCAACCUCACGCCCCGACUCUGGCCUCGGGCCAGCGCUGUGGCCGAGCGUCUGUGGAGCGCCAAGACGGUGACGGACAUCAGCGACGCCUACAGCCGACUGUCCUUGCACCGCUGUCGCAUGGUCGAGCGCGGUAUUCCCGCCGAGCCGCUCUUUUCCAGCUACUGUCCUCACGAGUACAAGGGAAUCUAAGGAGAAGAGGGAAAUCAACUCAAACGUGAGAAAUCAAAUGUGAAGUCGAAUCGCGAUACUCAAUGCACACAUCACGUCUGAUCAAUGCACUCUUUUGUAAUGUUUGUCAAACUGAUUGUUGAAUACAAAUGUGGAUGUUU
Messenger RNA from Nerophis ophidion (straightnose pipefish), 1850 nucleotides. It is a transcript of the gene hexb, whose product is annotated as hexosaminidase B (beta polypeptide). The record is from RefSeq and is a predicted model, not a curated record. Gene Ontology annotation, biological process: carbohydrate metabolic process; ganglioside catabolic process; glycosaminoglycan metabolic process. The coding region runs from base 58 to 1710 and encodes 550 amino acids. Gene Ontology annotation, cellular component: membrane. Gene Ontology annotation, molecular function: beta-N-acetylhexosaminidase activity. NCBI's taxonomy places the organism in Eukaryota, Metazoa, Chordata, Actinopteri, Syngnathiformes, Syngnathidae. The transcript has 14 exons.